Molecule: messenger RNA, 723 nt
Organism: Aspergillus piperis CBS 112811
Lineage: Eukaryota; Fungi; Ascomycota; Eurotiomycetes; Eurotiales; Aspergillaceae
Exons: 3
Coding region: 1-306 (101 amino acids)
Source: RefSeq, a predicted model, not a curated record
AUGGAGGAGUCUAGUCAGUCUCUGGGCCAUGGGCGAGACAGCGAAUCUGGAACCGCAAUCACAGCCGCCGUCUUUGAGCCAGUGGAGAUGCACGGCGGCCUGACAUUACCAGUUGCAAGCAGGCUGGAGCACUACUCGAUUCAUCUCACGGCAUCCACUACUGCAGACGCACAGCCCAACUUUCUUCUCGAAGCCUCCCCGUUCGUUCCUGUCUUCUUCCUCUCCCGAUCCAACUGUUACUCCUACUGCUACUCUGGUAUCCGACUUACUGAGCUGGUCGGGUUUUCGUCUCCGAUCGUCCCCUAACUAACUCUCCUUCACUAUCACCGAGGACGCCCCCCUCUCCUCUCCCCCCCCAGAAUCCACCCAUCACCUCAUCAUCACUAGUAGCCCCUUCCAUAUGUAAAUUUUCUAGUUUACCCGAGCGUAUCGCUAGAUCCGCAAACACAACAACACCACCAGGCAAGGCCACGCUGUACAAACAUCUGUCUGCCAGGUCCACCCCCCUCUCCCGAUCAAGUGCAUAACCAGGUUGCUGCCAUGGAGGAGGGGGUGGGAAAGACAAGGAAAGAGGGAGGAGAGGGGCGUGAGAUGAAGUAGUACACCUGGAUCCAAUAAUCCAACAAAGAUAAGUAAACUGGUCCCUGGAAGACCCCAUCCUUCGUUAAUAGUUCAUACUUCAUCACGGCACCAAGACCCUCCGUCGGGUCCUCAUAGAUACUA